AUGGCACCGACACUCUUGCCAAAGGUGUCCAUGGGAUCAUCAGAAUUUUCGAGAAUACCUUUGUCAGAAAGGCGAAAAUAUCAUAAAUUAGGGACGUUAUCUUGUAUGUCUCUAAUUGUAAAUAAAAUGAUAGGAACGGGGAUUUUUCUGACGCCAGCUAUAAUAUUUCAAUAUUGUCAGGGAAAUGUUGGAUUGUAUUUAUUCUUGUGGUUAGUCGGAGGAAUAAUUAUUUUCAGUGGAUUAGUGAUAUGCUUGGAAUUUGCAUUAAACUUACCAUUCACGAACGGGGGUGAAAAGAAUUAUUUAUUAAGGGUAUUUCGUAAACCUAAGGGUCUAAUGGGUUGUAUUUAUUCAUUUCAAAUGGUGAUAUUAGGUUUCAGUUCCGGUAAUGCGUUCGCUUUUGGAAAAUAUGUAUUAUUUGCCGUAAAUGGAGAGGAAAUUAAAGAAGACGAGUGGAGUGUUAAGAUUAUUGGAGUCUUAUGUAUCAGUUUUUGUGUUUUCUUACAUAUAAAGUUUCCAAACCAAGGUACUUCAUUAUUCAAUUUAUUAGGAGUAUUCAAGAUAUUCAUAUUGAUCUUGAUUAUUGCAAUUGGGUUACUUGUCUCGAUUGAUUUAAUACAGUUACCUGACACUGUUAAUAAUUUUUCAAAUUUGUUCGAAGCUACGACCAAGAAAGAUAAUAAUUAUUACUCUAUAUCAGUAGCUCUAUUAGAAAUUAUCUAUUCUUUUAAGGGAUGGGAAAAUGCUAAUUAUGUUUUACUGGAAGUCGCUGAUCCCUACCAUGUUCUUACGAUCGCUGCCCCAUCUGCGGUUGUUAUAACGACAAUAUUAUACUUUUUGGUUAUUAUAUCCUAUCUUAUUGUGAUUCCUAAAGAAGAACUAUUGGAUAGUGGAGUGUUGGUAGCAGGAAUAUUCUUUAAUAAGAUAUUUGGCGAAAGCAUCACAUCAAGAAUUUUACCUAUUUUAAUCUCUUCUUCAAAUCUAGGAAAUGUAAUGGUAGUUUCAUUUGCUCAUGCUCAUGUUAAUCAAGAGCUUGCAAGAAACAAUUACUUACCAUUUUCGAAAUAUUUUGAAGAUAUAAAUCAUUCAUUGUUAUUGCAUUGGUUCGUUACUGUCGUAAUUAUGAUUGCACCUCCUUCUUCAGAAAUAUAUGAAUUUGUUGUUAAUCUAUACAUUUACCCUGGUACUUGGAUUAACUUGCUAAUAACAAUUGGGUUGAUAUACUUGCACAUGAAUAGUAGAGGUGAGAAAUGGGGGAAAUACAAUAGAAGGAACGAAUUAGAAAGCAAUUCAACUAAUAGCAGCAUAUAUGAUGAUAGCGAUAAUUUAAUACUCCAAUUAAAUGACGACAGUUACACAGAAUUUGAUUCCUUAAUUUCGAUGGAGAAUGAUAAUGAUACAUCUAAGUUUUCGGCUCCUAUUAUAUGUAUUGUCAUAUUUUUACUCUCAAACAUAUUUUUGGCGGUAUUCCCGUUUAUACCACCGCCAUCUGAUUCGUCAUUAUCUCAACUGAUAAUACCGUACUGGUGCUUUCCUGUUGUCGGUACGUCUGUAUUAUUACUAGGUGUGACUUGGUUUUACUUUAGAAGGUGGCUUUAUACUUGGAAAUAUGACAAAUAUGGAAUUGGUGAAUCUAAAGUGAAAUAUGAAGAUGAAUAUUCUACAAGUUAA
Molecule: messenger RNA, 1671 nt
Organism: Debaryomyces fabryi
Lineage: Eukaryota; Fungi; Ascomycota; Pichiomycetes; Serinales; Debaryomycetaceae
Exons: 1
Coding region: 1-1671 (556 amino acids)
Biological process (GO): amino acid transmembrane transport
Cellular component (GO): membrane
Molecular function (GO): L-amino acid transmembrane transporter activity
Source: RefSeq, a predicted model, not a curated record